ACCCGCAGCUGAUGUGGCUGUGGGAAGGCAGCUCUGCUGAGCACCGGACGGCCGUGGCCUCUGAGCUUGGUGCCCUAGUCCCUCCUGUGGCGCGCUGGGCCGGUGGAAAAGGGGGCGGAGAGGAGAGAGCAGAGGAAGGGGCGGAGGUCACCCAAGCCCUGCAUCCCGCCCAGGCGGCAAACGCGACUAGGUGCGGCUGAUCGGAGGGGCGGCGGCGGCCGGCGGGCUGCGCCUUAGGGAAGGAGAGCGCGGCGGAGGAGACGGCGGCGGGAGCGAGCGGUGCCCGGCAGAGCGGGCGCUGCGCUGGGGACCCGGGCGGCGCUGCGCGGGACUGAGCGCCAUGGCGCACGGAGCGGCGCGCUCCAGGCUCCGCCGACAGCCCAGCCGGCGGCCGCGGACCUCGAGAUGCCUGGACUGCGAGCCUGCACAGCUGUGAAACGGCGAUGACUUGAGGGACCAGCGGUUAUCUCCACAACGAUGUCCAUGAACAACUCCAAGCAGCCAGCGUCUCCUGCAACGGCGCUUCUUUCGAACACAACCUGCCAGACGGAAAACCGGCUUUCGGUGUUUUUUUCAAUCAUCUUCAUGACAGUGGGGAUCUUAUCAAACAGCCUGGCCAUCGCCAUUCUCAUGAAGGCGUACCAGAGGUUUAGACAGAAGUCCAAGGCGUCGUUUCUGCUUUUGGCUAGCGGGCUGGUCGUCACAGACUUCUUUGGCCAUCUCAUCAACGGAGCCAUAGCAGUGUUUGUAUAUGCAUCUGAUAAAGACUGGAUCCGCUUUGAUCAGUCAAACAUCCUUUGCAGUAUUUUUGGUAUCAGCAUGGUGUUCUCUGGCUUGUGCCCACUUUUUCUAGGCAGUGUGAUGGCCAUUGAGCGGUGUAUUGGUGUCACCAAACCGAUAUUUCAUUCCACAAAAAUUACAUCCAAACAUGUGAAAAUGAUGCUGAGUGGAGUGUGCCUGUUUGCUGUUUUUAUAGCUUUGCUGCCCAUUCUUGGGCACAAAGAGUAUAAAAUUCAAGCUACAAGGACCUGGUGUUUCUACAACACCGAAGACAUUGAAGACUGGGAAGAUAGAUUUUAUCUCCUACUUUUUUCUUUUCUGGGCCUCUUAGCCCUUGGUGUUUCAUUCUUUUGCAAUGCCAUCACAGGAAUUACACUCUUAAGAGUUAAAUUUAAAAGCCAGCAUCACAGACAAGGCAGGUCUCACCAUUUCGAAAUGGUCAUCCAGCUCCUGGCUAUCAUGUGUGUUUCCUGCAUUUGCUGGAGCCCAUUUCUGGUAACAAUGGCCAGCAUUGGAAUCAAUGCAGAUAAUUCUCUAGAGACCUGUGAAACAACACUUUUUGCUCUCCGAAUGGCAACUUGGAAUCAAAUCCUAGAUCCCUGGGUAUACAUUCUUCUCCGGAAGGCUGUCCUUAAGAAUCUGUACAAGCUUGCCCGGCGCUGUUGUGGGGUGCAUGUGAUCAGCUUACAUAUCUGGGAGCUGAGCUCUAUUAAAAAUUCCUUAAAGGUUGCUGCUAUUUCUGAGUCACCAGUUGCAGAGAAAGGAAGUCAGCAAGCACCUAGUUUAGUAGGACAGUAAGUCAGUGUAGGGCUAGAACAAAAUUAAGAAUAAUUUGUGCAAUAUUUCAGUUAAUUAGAUAAAGAUAUGUAGUCUAACUGGAAAAUUCAGACCUCAGCAUGUAAUUUGGGAAUACUUUUUGUUGGAUUCAGCUUUUUAAACUUGUUAAGUUAGCUGCAUGACUGUGCACUUUUCCUUCUUUGUCAACUGGACGUAGAAUGAGAUAAUGCUAUGAGAGUCAAAUAGACAAUAAUUUUGAGUUUAUCUGUGUGACUCAUUCUUUUGGAAUAAAUGAAUCUGUUAAGGUCUGCUGCACUUAAUGGCCAGUGUAUCAGAAAACGCCUUAUGGUACCUGCACAGUGAAAUGGCUAUUUUGAGAUCACUGCUCCACAGCCACUCCUUAUUCCACGUAAACUAGACUCAUUGAAGUAGAGCACUGCCAGUUUUUGGUUCUGGUCUGUUUUACCAAUCAUUAUGUAGCCUCAAUCAGUAUAUAUGCAUGGUUAUGACAUCUGAGGUUCACUGUAGCUUGCAGGUGUAGCUGACAGGUCUUUUCCUCUUGCAAACCUCUUUAGAAUGAGCCCAUUCUUGUUAUACUUGACAAAUAUGACUGCUUGCACUUAUCAUAAGGAAAGUCAAUUUUUGUUUGAAAGAUUUUUUCGCCAAGUCAUAGAUUUUCAGUUUUCAAACAGUCUCCUUUUUGUCUGGAAAUUUUAGUGUACUGAUCUACAAUAAUUUUAGAGAAAUGAAAGUUUUCUCUUAACAGAUACACCUUGUACAAUAUUAGUUUCUAAAAAGCUCUGCCAUGCUUAAACCCCAGUGAUGUGCGCAAAGAACGUAGGCUAACGAUGCUUUACUGUGAGCCAUCAUUUCUGUGUCAGAGAAUAAAAAAGUUCAUAUCAUUUAAUAUUCACAAUCUGCAGUUAGUGUGUUUCUGAUUUACAAAUACACACACACACACACACACACACACAGAUCAGAGAAUUGUGUUGAGAGCAAGUUCACCAAAUCAGUAAGAUUGCAUCUUGUAAUGCUUAUGCUACCAGCAUCAAGGGGGACGAUUGGAAAUUAGACAUUCAUUUUGGAAUCAUUUUAAUUGUUAAUCAGAAAUUGAGGGAAAAUAAUGUCCCUGCACAUUUCCCAGUAAUUCACUUUUCUUUUGCUUCUUAGUAUAGUUCUACCCACAUUCUGAUUCAUUGGGUAGAAUGUGUUAGUGUGCAUUCAAAAUGUCCUGGGUCUGUCAGAGGUUAGGCUAGGUAGGUCUGCUUUAUAGUACGGAAAUACAUUUCUAUGAAAACUUUCCCACUUUCAUUAAGUUAGAUCCAUUUAAAAAUUAAUUUCCCCUCUGAGACUGAUUUCAGACUUUCAAGGAAAUCUCUGAAUUUCAACUAAACUUAAAACAAUAUUUUCAUAUAUUCAUGCUUUAGGUUGUUAGUUUACAUUGGAAUUGUUAAUUUUGGGGAAUUUUGGUAAAUUCUCAUUCAUAAAUUAAAAGAAAUUAAGCAAAUAGCCUCAGUGAAGAUUUAAAGCAAUUAUUGUUUUCAGUGAGUUUAAAGAAGAAACACAUAUAUUGGCACAUGAUAUUUUUAAGACCAGUAAAUGAUUAAUCACAUAACUUUAGUUUAUUCUCCUAUAAAUAGCACAUAAUAGAUCCUAGAUGAAUACUUGCCAAAUGUAAUUAUAGACAGGAAUUUCCUGGUGCAAAUUGGACACGGAAUUGCAAAGCUUUUGCACAUUUUUAACUUAAGCUGACAGUUACAUAUUGAUUAUUGUAGUGUAUAUAUGUAUGUAUAUAUGUAUGUGUGUGCAUGUAUGUGUAUAUAAUGCAUAUUUCUAAACAAAGCCAUUUUAGUUUGUGACUGCUGUUAAAUUGUAUAAAUGUUCUCAUGUGUCUCAAGAGCACUUUAAGCCAAGAAGAACUUUCAGACAUUCCAUUUACUUUCAGACCAGGUAUUUAUUUCCUGCAGCUGCUUAAGUGUGGUGGUAUUCUGUGAAAUAAAGCACAAGGAACCAAAUCUCUGUCCUUGCCCGUCACAUUGGAUAAAAACCCGCAAUGAACAUUUUCAUGUGCUUUGAGUAGGGAGAGGCACUGAGAAGAAACUCAUUUGCAGGCUACAGGCCUUUUCUGGGGAGCCUGAUCCAGUGGCAGAGGUGUCAGUCUGUUGCCACAGUGUCAUCCUAGCCAUGUGGUCUGCACUGAAGAAAUCUUGUGGGCCAUUACCUUGUGUGGGAUGCAAAUAUUUGCGACAAAGGAGUCACUCUGCAUGUUCUAAAAAGCUAUCUAUAUUAUCUGGGCAUAGCUUUAGGGCAAUCAAAUUGGUUUUAAGGUGGUGUGAAAUGCACCAAGUAGACAUUGAAAAUUGAAAAAAAAUACUAAAAGAAUGUGUGUUUAUAUUGUUUUAGGCUUUUUUACCCCAAAGAAAACAAGAAAGUGAACACAACUUUGUGCAUAUCUCACUUUAGAAUUUUGUUUCUGUUAUUAAAAAUUCCACAUAUAAUUUGCAAUUUACUACAUAAUGACCAAUAGAGAGUCCACCAAUAACUUCCAUAAAUGUUCCAAAUGGAAAUAUAUUUGUUCUGAUUUUUGGAAGUGAAUAGUACAAAACAUUUUAACAGAUUCACCAGUUUGAUUGAAUGAAGCUCUGUUUUAAAAUUCACAGAUACAUCUUCAGUGUAACUGAGUAUCUCUUUGCAUUGGGUAAAGUAGUGCACAUGCAGUUUCACAUACUAUUGCAGCAUAGGAUUUCUGGAGAUUACGUUCUAGGCAAGUGAUAAACAUGUCACAGAUAUUUUUAGUGUCUGCAUUUAAAAAAUGAGAUAAAAUUGCAUAUGGGCUUUAGGAUUAUGAAUAUAAAGACAGAGAAUGCGGACUCAUAAUUAGCUGUGGGUACAUCCAAAAACAUCAGGAUUUUUAUGAUGGGUUCAGUUAGGUGAUAGAAAAAUGCCCUUUAAAAUUUUUUUCUAGAGAUAGAAAGUUGCUUUUAUCUGGAUAGCUAAAGUGGAAAAUUCCUAAAUAGUAAUACACACACAUAUGGAUAUAUUUGUGUUAUGUAACAAGUUGUCCUGUUUGUUCACAUUAGUACUUAAAAAGAUAAACCUGCUUUAGUUUUGGGCCUAAUUUGAGCUUAGAACCUAAGUAAGAGCACUUGUUAAACAUAUAUGGUGAGCUGUUGUGAAAACUGUUGCUAGCUUUACCUAUACCACCAUUGCUCCAAAUUAACUGUUCAGGAUCAGAGUGUAAAGACCAGGAAUGUAUAUUUUCUUGCUCCCUCAUCUGGGUGUUAGAAUUUAUCACCUGGUAAAUAAUGUUGGACUUCAACUUGUUUUUGACACACUUUAGUAAAACAUGAAGUGUAUUCUUUGUUAUGUGAAUAAGUGUAUUUUGUGCUUUUCUCUAUAUAAAAGAUUAAGUAAUGAUGUGUAUAUGUUGUUGCUUGUAUUGGUAUGCAAUUUAUGUAAUUUUAGUGCUUUGACUAGCUUGAAGCAUCAAAUGAUUUUAUAAUAAAUGUGGACUGACAUUUA
This is a messenger RNA of Heterocephalus glaber (naked mole-rat), 5079 nucleotides long. Lineage: Eukaryota; Metazoa; Chordata; Mammalia; Rodentia; Bathyergidae. The record is from RefSeq and is a predicted model, not a curated record.